This is a messenger RNA of Pyricularia grisea, 6402 nucleotides long. RefSeq lists its product as uncharacterized. The transcript is spliced from 2 exons. Bases 1 to 6402 code for a protein of 2133 amino acids. The record is from RefSeq and is a predicted model, not a curated record. NCBI's taxonomy places the organism in Eukaryota, Fungi, Ascomycota, Sordariomycetes, Magnaporthales, Pyriculariaceae.
AUGCCUCCCAUAGAAAGGGAUGCCCCAAGCCAGGUGUAUGGCAGCCUGAGACAUCAGCAUUCCGGUUCGCUACCAGACAACAGCCGUGCCUUGGUACCAAUGUGGGAUAGUUCUGAUCCCGAAAGGGCACCACCACCUCUGCCUCUUAACCCUAAUCCUCACUCACCAGGCCUUGGCUCUCCGUCGAAGCCAGGCACCUCAGCGGCCAUCCAGUCAGCACAUGCGGCUCUCACCGAAAAGGCCCGUGAGAACGCCCUUAACUCUGGCCCUGCCCCAAAACGGAAGAGUGAAGUCUCGCCCGAGAGGUCAUCUCUCAUCAAGACCACACCGGCCCACCGCCGCAUGCAAUCUCUGCAGCCCAGUACGGUACGAGAAUUCGGUCUCCUGCUGGAGAAUGGCACUGGUGGCCGCGAUUCUAUUUCAUCCACCCCACAGUCUAUGGAGAAGUUCCCCCGGCCGGGCACACCAAAGGAUCCCUUCAGCGACUUCAGAAGCCCCGAAGAUGCCAACAGACAAAACGCCCUCGCGCUCUCUCCAGGACCCAGCUUGACACCAAUUGUUCGACCCAUCGCUCGUCGAUCUACACAGAGCAUUCUCGGCGAGAACACCCCUCCACAGUCUGCAACGAUGCUGGCGCUGCAGAACAUGUCCACCCCAACACGGGAGAAGACGGCAAGGGAAUUGCCCAUACCGCAGCCUGCUCCUGCUGCCACUGCCAGAGAAUUACCCGAAACCCCUCUUUCAAACGUAACAAACAACUCAAACGCCCUGGUCAGGCAACAGCAAUCCCAGCCUUCCGUGGCGAUAGACUCACUCUCGCAACAGAUUCUUAGCCUUACGAAUAUUGCCACUUCAUUGCAAAAGGAGAUGGCACAGCUAAGCCGUAGGAGUCGGGACAAUGCGACCGAUCUGUUGAGUCUCAAGGAGGCCACGAAUACCAGGGAUGAGGAUAUACGAAAGAGCUUGCGCGACCUCGUCAGCAACACUCAGGAAAUUUCGAAAUCGACAUUGAGGGACGCGUACGGCGGAAACUUACUUCUCGACAACAAGCCUCACAGUGCACCAUCCAUAUCAUCCAAGUCUGUGAGGCCUUUUUCACUGCCGCGCAUUCCCUCACCAAACAGCUUCUCCGCAUCCCUGGAUGGUGAUAGGAUGAGCACUCCUUCGCUUUGCGGCAGUGACGGUCCAGCCACGAUGGGUCUCCUGGAGAAGAUUGUGCGCGAUAUGGGCACAAAAGAUGGACAAAAUCUCCUGGUAGGUCGGCUGUCGGAACUUGCGGAAAAGAUGUCUGGCAUGGCAACAGCGGCCAAGGUUGAAGAGCUGUUGAGGCUUGUCAAGACCAGCCAAGAUCAGUCGAUUGUCUUCUCAGGUGGUAGCAGCAAGGGAAACAACAACGGCAACUGGAACCCCCCUCCUGGUAGGCCCAGGAAUUUUAGUUUCGAUGAAGACCCCUCUCCGGCCGCGCGGGAACUCGAAUUCGGUCGAUCUGGACUACCGCCGCCGGGAGCCCGCGCUCUGCCCGACCCCGGUUUCCGCGCAUCUUCGGCUCCACCAGUCGGCGAGGUGGAGAUUAUUACAGAAGAUGUUAUUCGAAGCAUCCGCGCUGUCAAGGAUAGUGUGGCCCAAGGAGGAGGUCUCACUGCUGAGGUCAAGGCUCUUGUCCGGGAGCUUCGAGGAGAGGUACUCGGAAUGGGUCGAGAGAUCGGUCGCAGACUCGAAGAGGUUCAGAACAAGAAACCAAACCGCGACGAGAGUGUGACCCGGAUAGACAUGGCCAAGAUCAUAGAUGAUGGUCUUGAAGAAAUGAAGCAGCACAUGAAUCAGCUGAUGAGGGAGCAUCGUCGCCAAUCUACAGCCGCAUCUCGUGGCCCUGUGGUGGACUACUCGGAGAUCUACAACUCGAUGCGAUCGGCCUUGAAAGACUCGCAAGCCUUGAACAAGCCUCGCAAGGACGAAAUGACCAAGGAAGACGUCAUGCAAGCCAUCCAGGAAGCGUGGGAAACUUACAAGCCCGAUAUACAAGUUCAGCAAAUCGGCCUCGAGCGCGAUGAGGUUCUCGAUUGUUUACAGGAAGGGCUCCGCGAAUACGCGCCUCAAAACGAGGUCACUCCAGGCGCCACCCGUGAGGAAGUUUUCCAGGCCGUGGUGGAGGGUCUGAAACACUUCACUCCGCCGCAAGUCGAACCGCCGAGCAGUCUAUCACGGGACGAGAUCCUGGGAGCAGUUCGUGAAUGCUUGGAGGAAUUCGAAUUUCCUGUUGCCCCAUCGGCGAUAGGUGCCGAGCUCUCGAAGAAGGACAUGGUUGAUGCGGUUCGAGAGGGUCUCGAGGGCAUUGAGCUCCCGCAGCGCGAUAACUCACUUGUUCAAAGGGGCAUAGACAACGAGGAGAUUCAGGACCGCAUUCGCGAGAUCAUGCAAGUGAUGCGCGAGGAAUUCCACGCCGUUUCAGAGGAGGCCAAGCAGAAUGUGGCCGCCAACGGUCGGGAUACGGAGCAAGUUCUUGAUGCGACCAAGGACGGUUUCGAAAAGUUGCGCAUCGACAUGGAGAGCUACGUUGACAGGGUUUCUGGAGCAGCUGGUCAGGAAGAGUUUCUUGAAGGGCUCGUCCGCACUCUCGAUCUCUUCCGUGAGGAGAUUUCCGACCUGGUCUCCAAGUCUUCCAACAGCUCUCGCGAGGUCCUUCAGACCGAGAUUGAAAACCUCCGUGAGACGGUCAACUCUUCACUAGUGCCCAUGUCUGUUAUUUCUACAAACAACGGAGGCAGCAACAACAAGGAGGUCCUCGAGGCUCUACAGGAUGGUAUUGGCAGCCUGCGUAACGAGAUGGCUAACCGACCCAUCGCUGGAACCAACGAGGUACUGGAUGCCUUGCAGGAAGGCCUUGAGGAUCUGAAGUCUAGCAUCGAGAAGAUGGCGAACAAACCAGCUGACCUGACGGCGAACGACGAAAUCCUCGAUGCACUCAGGAGCGGACUGGAUGGUGUCAAGUCAGAAAUCGGAACCAUGCGUGAUACGAGCAACGACAAAGCUGUCGCCAUGAUCCCCGACAACAGUGCCGCCAUUGUGCCCCUAGACGUGCUGCGGCAAGACGACAUCAAAAACCUCGAAGGACUCAUAACUCAACUCCGUACCAAAGUUGACGGCAUUGAAACAAGCGCUACCCCUGUGACACCCGUCGCAUCCAUCUCCAAGGAAGACGUGGCUUCCAAAGAGGACCUCUCUGGCAUUAUUUCCAUGCUCGAAAAGCUUCAAGAGUCCGUGACAAACAUGCCUGCAAGCAGUCGAGAGCCCGCCGCAACCGACGCAGCGACGCGAGAAGAUGUGGUGGCUAUCGAAACCAUCCUUCGGAACGCCAAGUCUCGUCUCGAUGACCUCAUGGACGGCGAGCAGGCUGUGCGAAAAGAUCACAUUGACGCCCUCGAAACCAUAGUAUUGGAGAGCAAGGAGUCGCUUGCUGGCCUCGCGGCCAAGCUUGACGGUAGCCUGGAGGGACUUUCGCGUCAGCAAGAUCUCAAGGAGAUCGAGUCCCUGAUCGCCCAGGUUGCCAACGAGUUUGAGGAGAUGAGAGACCGCCAUGACAAACAGCUAGCCGACCCUGAACGAGUCACCAAAACCGACGUUGGCGCCCUCGAAGCGGUUUGUCUGGACGUCAAGAGUGCUGUUGACCAGAUGGUCAAGGCCGACCUCGCAGCGUUGCCCAACAAGGAAGACCUUCAAAAGCUCGAGAACCUCUUGAAUGAUCUCAAGGAGAAGGUUUCUGCAGAUGCCGAAGCCACUGUCAAGGCUUUCGAUGACCGUCAGGCCGAGACUGUUGGCGUCAACGAGAACGUCAAGGAGCUCAAGGCAUUUCUCGAAGAGUUCCAAACUUCUGUCAAGGAGAAGUUGGAGGAAGGAAAGUCGGGUAUGGAUUCGCUCACCAAGCUCCUUGAGGGCAUUGGCGAAACUGCUGGCAAGAGCGCCGGCGUUAGUGACGACCUCAAGGUGAUGUUCGAAGCAGUCAAGAUCGAGUUUGAGGAGUCCCGAGCAGGUGUGGUUGGCGCAAAGCUUGAGACGGAUGAGAAUUUCAAGCAAACUACGGACACACUUUCUGCCAAGAUGGACGAGAAGGUCGGCGAGCUCCUCCUAAAGUAUGAAACCUUCCAGACCGAAAUGGAAGAGCGCGCAAAGAACGGCGAGGCCCGCGACCUCGGCCUUGAGGAAGCUGUUAUUGGCACCAAAGCUGUGGCGGAGGAACUCAAGACUCUGAUUGAUACUCUCGGGGCUACCGUCACGGACUCUCUUGAGAAAAUGGAGGAGGCAUCAAAGACCGUGUUCAGCCGGGUAGAAGACCUGGUCAACAAGACGGAUGAGAACCAGGCCGACGCAAAGGUUGAGCAUCAGCUCACACGCGACGAGAUCAAGCAGGCAUACGGCGCCGUCGAAGGGUUUCUUACCGACAAAGUUUGCGAAUACCAGCCUCAGAUCCUCGAGAGCAUCAAGACCGUCCUUCACGUCGUCAGUGAACACUUUGAACACUCAAAGUCGUCUACAGAGACCAUUCAGGAGAAGAUCGUUGAAUCCAAGCCCGAGCUGCCUAUGCUUCCCCCCAUCGAAAAGUACGACGACACACAGGUUAUCGAGAGGCUUGAUAAGCUGUCGGAGAGAUACGAUGCUGCAACUUUGAUGGAAAAGCUGGCGACUCUCAGCGAAAAGUGCGACGACACGCAAGUUAUCGAGAGACUUGAUAAACUCUCGGAGAGAUACGAUGGGGAUGGCGCAGCUCUGAUGGCAAAGCUCGACACUCUCAACGAGAAGUGCGACGACACGCAAGUCAUCGAGAGACUCGAUAAACUCUCGGAGAGAUACGACGGUGAUGGCGCAGCUCUGAUGGCAAAGCUCGACACUCUCAACGAGAAGUGCGACGACACGCAAGUUAUCGAGAGACUCGAUAAACUGUCGGAGAGAUACGACGGUGCAGCUCUGAUGGUAAAGCUUGAGAGUCUCGAUGAAAAGUACGACGGCACGCUCGUUGUGCACGAAAAGAUUGACUCACUCACAUUGAAGUACGAGGAGGGUGCUCUCAACAAUGGAGAGAAGAUUGAUAAGCUCUCAGAGAAAGUUUCCGAUGACAACACAGCUGUUCGCGAGAAGCUAGACAAGCUAGUCGACCACACCGAAACCGCGGAUAAGGCCUUCAACAAGCUCGACACACUGGAGAAGGUUCACCAGCAGGUAUUGAAGACAGCUGCCGAGGUUUCGGCAUUCGUGGCAGCGCAGACACUGCGCAUCUCGGACGAGCACGAAGACCGCGAGAAGACUCUGCAAGAGACCACACUGGCUAUUGAGCGCGGAACAGCACAAAAGGAGGCACUCGACGAGGACAUCACUCGGCUCAGGAAAGAGCAGGAGGAGCUCAGGCUUAGCGUUCAACAGCUACGUGAGGAACAAGAAGAGUUGGCGCGUCAGAGAACGAGGCUCACGGCAGACGUUGCCUCUCUCGAGACUGCUGUCACACUGCGGCGUGAGGAGCUUCGAGAGGUCGAGGACCGUGCUCAAGGUCUCGAGCGGCGGAUCCUGGAAGGUGUCAUGGAUCAUUCACGCGUAAUGCUCAUGGCCAAAGCUGGCGGGUUUACAAAGGGCCGAGACGCAAUGAGCCGCAAGAGAGUGUCGUCAAACCGACAAAAGAAUGGAAACCAAGACGCCAGUGGCGCUGUUGAUGGACGGCCGGCGGGAGCUGAACGCAAGCAGGAUUCCAAGAAGAUGCGUACGGUUCCCAUCAAUAUGGCCAUUUCUACAGCCACAGCCAACCGCAACGGCCUUGCACCGCCUAAUCCCGGACCUCAAGCCCGCCGCAUUGUUUCUCUCAGCCAAAUCAACCACAAUGUGCCUGCUGGCGGUUUCAAGCGUAGCCAGAGUGUUCGCCAGCCAGGUCGACCGGGCAUGAGGAAGAGCAGCUGGGCGGGUGGGCGCGACUCGACACCAGUGCCUGCUAUCCCCAAAGCAUACGGAGAUAUGAAUUCGGACGACAAGGAGAACAGUGUUCCCAGGCGCGUCAGCGAGGACGGCCGAGAAGACGACGCCACUGUACAGCCUACACCUCAUGAGGCCGCCAUGGCAAUGGUCUUGGCCGAUCAAAUCACUCCCCCAGCCACAGAGCUGGACCUGGACCUGGGUCAAGACGACGAUGUAGCAUCUCAACACAGCGAGGCUGAUACACUGCGUCGGACUAGCAUGGGAACCUCUGUCAUCACGGCGGAGAGUUCGGUCGCGGGCACGUAUGACGGCUCUGGUAGCGACCGAGACAGCGAGGACUAUGAUUCGGAGCUGGACGACGCCUCAAGCCAGUGGACAGAAUCUCAAGUUGGAGUGACGCCGAGCGAUGUAAGUGGCACUGGGUCAGAGGUUGUUUUGUACGAGACUUAG